GUAGCAGCGAAAUCAGUUCCUCCGUGUGUUUUGGCGAGGCACAAUUACACGUCGGUAUCAAAGUUGAAAGACAAUCAUGAGGGUCACUUUCUUGGCGGUGUUCGCCUUCACCGCCGUACUUUUCGUCGGCGCGAUAGCUCGCCCUGAGGGUAUGAAGGAGCCCAAGAGACGUUUUCGGCGCUGGGUUCAAGAGCGGGAUGGGUCCAGGAGAACCUGGGCCCCAAACCCUUCGCCGGCUCUACGGGAGCGGGAAUCGAUCGAUCUUCGCCCCUCUAACAGCUACGGUGAUUCGAACUUAUACCCGUCUGGACAGCUGCCGGUUGAAGAUUUGUCGUUUCAAGAGGGUGCCUAUGGGGAUGAGGCCAUGGAAUGGGACAGGAGCGACGACUUCCCGGGUACGGAUACGGGUCUACGCGCUUACUUCGGACUACCCAAGUUAGACGACGCACGAAAACAUCUUCCACAAAAUCUGGAUUUUGAUGGUGACAACGAGAUAAGCUACCAGCAGGGCCGCAAUAACCUCCAAAAGUAUGACCAAAAUAUCGACAAUGAGUAUUACGACAAUGGGUACGAUGAUUACGAGGAAGAUCUUUCGGAUCCAAGUGAUACCUACGAUGAUGAGUCGAGAUCAGACGUGGAGACGUUCUAUCCUGAAGAGCAUUCUAAAUCUGGCGGCGACAACUCCAUGCAAAGGGAUGGAUAUCCAGCCGCUUCAUCGCGCAUGUAUUCCAACGUUGGUCGUAACUUUCGCAUUGACAAGCGUAUAGGCGCCGAUCUACCUCCUAGACAUCAAGCCGAGCAAAGACGUUGGUGAAUAUUGGAUUUAAUUAAUGAAUCAACGACUUAUUUGUAUAUUUUCGUUCGAUACCCUUCGAAAACUUCUGGUCGUAGGGUGCAGCAAAGUAUGUUAUGUUAUAAUAAUUUUCAUGCGUGGUGUGUAUAAAUAAAGCAUCUAGUAGUCCCA
Molecule: messenger RNA, 964 nt
Organism: Neodiprion fabricii
Lineage: Eukaryota; Metazoa; Arthropoda; Insecta; Hymenoptera; Diprionidae
Exons: 2
Coding region: 77-814 (245 amino acids)
Source: RefSeq, a predicted model, not a curated record